This is a messenger RNA of Drosophila serrata, 3302 nucleotides long. RefSeq lists its product as uncharacterized. Lineage: Eukaryota; Metazoa; Arthropoda; Insecta; Diptera; Drosophilidae. The record is from RefSeq and is a predicted model, not a curated record.
CAGAAACUAUAUCGGGUUACGCCAAAAUCAUAUAACCAAAUUAUAAAUAAUUUUAAAGCCGGCCUCUCUGCAUUCCCCGAUAUUUCUCGGCAUUUGCGCUUGCUGCUGCCACGGGCACACUGCGGACACACUCCCAAAGAAAAUCGAAACGAAACGAGUAGACGAAGGAAUCGGAACAGGACUCGAUUUGCCGGGUGUGUUAGGACAUUGAGUGGCGAACGCUACUCAUUGGGUAGUCGGCACAGCACGGAGCAACAUGUGGCACGAGGCUCGCAAGCAGGAGCGCAAGAUCCGCGGCCUGAUCGUGGACUACCGCAAGCGAGCGGAGCGGCGUCAGUACUUUUACGACAAGAUCCAGGCGGAUCCCACGCAGUUCCUUCAGCUGCACGGUCGGCGCAGCAAAAUCUAUCUGGACCCCGCGGUGGCCGCCGCCGGCGAUGGAGCCGCAAUCAUAGUGCCUUGGCAGGGUCAGCAGGAUAACCUCAUUGACCGUUUCGAUGUGCGCGCUCAUCUGGACCAUAUCCCGGCCGUAACCAAGGGUGGUGGCGAAGGAGCAGAGGCGGAUUCAGAGCUCACCGCCGAGGAGCGUCAGCUUAACUAUGAGCGCUACCGUAUUCUGGCUCAGAACGACUUUCUUAACGUCAGCGAGGAUAAGUUCCUGCAUCAGCUCUACCUGGAGGAGCAGUUUGGAGCUAAUGCCCAGCUGGAGGCGGAACGCAAUCUGGCCAAAAAGAAGCAGAAAUCGGGGGGAGCCACCAUAGGCUACUCGUAUGAUGAUGCUAGUGAUGCAGCCACCAUUGGUCCUCAGCCCUUUGGGGCGGCCAGUUCGGUGGCAACUGCGGGAGGAGGAUCAGCAGCAGCACCAGGAGUGAUUUCCAAGGGCGACAAGGGGGAGGGCUCUGACGAAUCCGAUUCGGACAUCGAUAUGGACGUGUCCAUUGACAUCGGUAAAUUGGACACCGCCCAGGCCCACGAGCUUAACGCCUGCGGGCGAAAUUACGGCAUGAAGAGCAAUGACUUCUUCUCACACUUGACCAAGGAUGCAGAUGAGGCGGAUGCCUUGCGCAUCGCCCGCGAAGAGGAACAGGAAAAGAUGCUGCUGAGCGGACGCAAAUCGCGCCGCGAGCGCCGGGCCCAAAAAGAGCGUAGGAUUGCCAAUAGACCCUUUAGUCCGCCGAGCUACGCAGCCAAGGAGGACAAGGACAAAAAGGCCGGCGGCAAGGGUAACGAUAAGGACAAGGAGGAGGACAGCGACUCGAGGUCGCCUUCGCCAGCCGAUGCGGGCCCUGAGAAGAUCACCUAUAUUACCUCAUUCGGUGGCGAGGACGAAAUGCAGCCGCAUUCCAAAAUCACCAUCAACCUGACAAAGCCUGGCCUGACGUUGGGUGAGUCCUGCAUUAAUGCAAGCAGCGGAGCGGCCAGUGCGUCUGCCGCCUCCUCGGUUUCUUAUGCCCAAAAGGUAAAGGACAACCUAGACAAACUGAAGAUGAUGAAUGAGUCGGCCAAGCGCAACAGGCGCCGCUCUCGUUCGUACUCCCGGUCUCGUUCCCGCUCAAGAAGUGGCUCUGCCUCCAGGAGUCGCAGUGGCAGUCGGAGGAGAAGUCGGCGGAGUCGCAGCUACCACAGAAGAAGCAGAACUCGCUCGCGUCGCCGGCGCAGAUUCUACUCCAGAUCAAGGUCUAGAUCUAGGUCCCGGUCGAGAUCCAGAUCCCGCACCAGGUCUAGAUCCAGGUCCCGUACCCGCUCGCGGUCUAGCUCGUGGAAGCGCUACAAGUCGCGCAGCCCUAGCUACAAGCGGUCCAGGAAGCGCUAUUCCUACUCCUCGCGCAGCUCCAGUGGUAGCUCCUACAGGCGAAGAAGUCGCUCCCGCUCUCACUCCAAGAAGAAGGUCGCACCCAUGUCUGCAUCAACAAUUGCCGGCUAUUGCCUGAGCACCACAACUACUACGACCACAUCUACAGUGAAGAUGCUCCAGCAGCAGCAGCAGGCGCCUCUGGUCAAAGCUGCUCCUCCCAUGAUUAGCUAUCCAUUACCAUCACGAGUUCUUAACUUAAACCAAUCGGGGACAGCAAGCGCUCCCGCUCCAGUGCAACCGCAAGUAGUGGAGCCACCACCCCCGCCACUAAAGCGCUACUACGGGAGGAAGAGAGCAAAUGAUACGUCGUCCUCAUCGUCGUCGGGGGCGGAGGCCAGCGAGGCCAGCGACAACGAGGAUCUGCAGCAGCAGCAGUUGGGCAAAAGAGCUGAGGAUUCCGAUGAAAUGGAAGUGGACACUGCGUCAGAGCGCUCCCAUGCUCUCCAGCCGGCCAUGUCUUCAUCGAGCAGCACGGGUAAUCAAACAGGCAAAUAUAGUUCAGCUACCGAAACCAAAGGCUCUGGACAUCCGAGCAGUGGUGGUCGACCAAAUUUGCGCGAGCGGCUUAAGCGAAAGAUGCAGAACCUGCUAAACCGGCAAUAUAAAGCUGACAAGCGGGCAGAAAUUGAAAAAACGGAACGAGAGCGACUGCAGCAACAGGAGCGGGAGGACGAAAUGCGAGAGCUGGCGCUAAAGCUGCGUCGGAGGCGUCGCGAGCUACGCCACAAAUAUGGCACGCCCUCCAGCGGAAAGCUCUCAGGCAGCGAGGCGGAAUCGGUGGCAUCGGAAAGCCAGCUGGCCAAGUCCUCUACCCGUCGCAGUCGGAGCAGGUCGCCAAGUCGCCGGCGCACUCCUCCCCCGGAUCCGCACAGCAGGCGGAGCAGCAGCCGAACGGAACGUAGGCUACGGACAAGAACGCCUAGUCCCAGGUAUAACCGGAGGCAGCGUUCGCGCUCCAGGAGCGGCAGCCGCGUGGAACGGAAACGUCGUUCCCACAGUCGCCGGCGCAGUGGCAGUCGGGAUCGCCGUCGUUCACGCAGUCGGCGAAGUCAGUCCCGGCGAAGGAGGCAGCGGGACCGCAGCAUUGAGCGAAAUCGAGAGCGGGAACGGUACAGGCAGCAGUAUCAACAGCAGCAGCACGAGCGGAUGCGGGGACGUGAUCGCGACAGAGAGGCGGACUACGGUCAUGGCGGCAGCGGCAACAGCGGUUCGUCAAAUCGAGGGCGCGUUGUUAUCUCGGCCCCACCAAAGCUCAAGAAAUUGGUCGACUAUUGACCUGGCGUAUUGCUGUGAAGGAGACUUUUUGUACUCACUUGAUUAAACUCUUGAUAUUCGCUAGAUUGUUUAUAGCCAUAGGACUAUUUUCUAAAGCGUGUGCUGCGCUAACUGUUGAUUUUGGCCAAUAAAGUAAUUUAAGCAAUAGCAGAUCCGAUUUCUUUUCUGCGGA